CCCAACUCAACUCUGUAAUGUAUUGUAUGAAAUUGCAGUCCGAGACAUUUACCAACAAUUUUAUAGAGCAUUUGUCGUAACUGUAGUGAUCGGAGUAAUAUUUCUGUUAAAGUUUAUUCUUGUAUCAUUUCAAUGCGUCUUAUUCUUGGUGGGGUUGUGUGUCACAGAUUAUAAAAAUUAUGUUAAAUUAAUUAUUGUUUCACCAUGGACGUGCAAGAACUCCGUUCCUAUCGAACAAAUCUUCUAUCUCAAGCACUUGUAGAGGGUUUACGAAGAAAUGAGGAGCAGACUAAAACAUGGGCUCAAUAUAGAGCUAGACAUAAAAAAGUUAUAGAAGGGUUAAAGGUUCUUCCAUUAGAGCUUAGUAUGAAUUGUAUGAUGCCUAUUGGUAAACGAGCCUUAAUGAAAGCAAAAUUGGUUCAUACCAAUGAAAUUUUAGUAUGCCUUGGAGAAGGAUACUUUGCAAAAUAUAGUGCACCACAGGCUGUUAAAUUGUGUGAACGGAGAAUAGAGCGGGCAGAUGAGAUGUUAGAAAAUCUCAGAAAAGAAAGGGACUUGUACGAAACAAAACAGUUGCUUUUAUUCAAUGAUGACACUUUUGAAAGCGACGAUAAGAAGGAUGUUGUGGAACACUGGGAUGAAAAGAAACUCAAGGAUUGGAGAGUUCAACAUAGACAAAGAGAAAAAGAAUAUCAUGAAAAAUUGUCACAGCUGAAACAUCAACAGAAAACAGAAGUUCGUACCGAGGAAGAUUUAUUUCAUAGACUAGAUGAGCUUGAACUUCAAGAAGAAUUAGAAGAUGAGAUUAAUAGAUUAGAGGAAGAACGGUCUAAUUUGUAUAAAAAUGAUUUGCGAGAUGGGGAAGUGUACUAUGAAUCGGAUGACGAUUCUGAUGAUUCGGAUUCUGUAACGGAAGAAGCAUUGAAAGAAGAACUAGCAAGAUUAACAGAAAUUCAGACAAUCAGAAGUGGGCAAAACGCACAUUCAAAUACCAAACAAAGUGAAAUAAAUGACUCCGAUACACUAUGUGCAUUAGAACCUUCUGCAAAUACCUACGGCCAGCUGAAAGACACGAAUGAGUUGUACACACAAGGAAUGAACAGAAUUCUUAAUAACGAUCUUAAAACAGAAAACGCUUCAAAUGACGCUUCUAAUACAGUUGGAAAUAGUAAGAUUGUAACGCAAGUAUGUUCAGAAAAAGAUAACGUAAAAAAUAUAGAAUCAAAACGAAGAGUUUCUUUUGCCGAUCUGUGCCACACUUCAGUUGAUAUCGAUACUGAAGCGAAAGUUCAAAUAUUUGGUAAAGAAAAAUGCAUGCUACAGGAAGUAUGUGUUGCAAAAAAAAAGGCAGAGGGAAGUGACAGUGAUUCUAACGAAGAAGAUAUAAUACGAAUCAAUUUCAAGCACUCUGAUAAUGUUCCUAAAGAUAAUAUAAAUGCGAAUGAUGUCGUAGAAAAUCCUGCUGAUAUCUACAGGAUAUUUCAUAAACCAAAAUCCAUUCUUAAGAGGUCUCCAAACGAUUUACAAUAUCACAAUGAUCAUUUAUUACUAACCGAAUCCCUCAGCGAUAAAGAUGAAGCCGAAGACGAAGAUGAAGAUGAAGACAAACUUAUUACAGAAUCAGCAUAUAACAUUGUCGUUAAGGAUGUUCAGGAAAAGAAUCCUGUCGUAAAGAACACUGUAUUCGAUAAACCUACUGCAGAUGUUACCGAGAGGAAGCGGCCAGUAAGUAAGUUUAUGAUGGAAAGAUCUAAAAAUCGACGGUAAUAAAUGACUUUAAUAUGUGGUAUCCUCCUAACGAUGUCUUACAAAAUAAAUUUAUUUCAAUUUC
Molecule: messenger RNA, 1831 nt
Organism: Orussus abietinus
Lineage: Eukaryota; Metazoa; Arthropoda; Insecta; Hymenoptera; Orussidae
Gene: uri
Product: unconventional prefoldin RPB5 interactor-like protein
Exons: 6
Coding region: 205-1767 (520 amino acids)
Biological process (GO): negative regulation of phosphatase activity; negative regulation of transcription by RNA polymerase II
Molecular function (GO): transcription corepressor activity; phosphatase inhibitor activity; chromatin binding
Source: RefSeq, a predicted model, not a curated record